Messenger RNA from Cladocopium goreaui, 2467 nucleotides. Lineage: Eukaryota; Dinophyceae; Suessiales; Symbiodiniaceae. The record is from the annotation of a GenBank genome assembly.
GUUCAGCCAAUUUUCCGCCAGUGGUUAUGUCCGUCCGGUUGAAAGCGCGGGUGCGUGCACGGAGUGGCUUCAGCAUCUGCAGCUGCAAUUGGGUGGGGCCUUCACCUGGGCGACUAAUGAGUCUGAGGAAGGCUUUAGCAUCAACAAUGAGCACUUCAUUAUUUCUGGCUUGCUAGGAGAAGGCAGCUUCGGUUCAGUCUACCGAUGUUCCUGUGAAGGGCAUCAGAUGGCGGUCAAGAUCCUGAGCACAGAAAGGAUCGCCAUGAUGACCAACUGUGCGCAGGACAUUGUACUGAGGCGGAUGCUGCAAGAGCCAGAGAUCUUGGGAUGUCUGGGAGGCCAUCCUAACAUUGUGCAGCUGCGCUGCGCAGCAGUUUCUCAAGAGACCUUGCGGAUUUAUAUUGUGAUGCAGCUGCUUGAAUGCAGCGACCUAUUCACAGAGAUGCUGCGCCGAAGACAACCAUUCAAUGAGCGCGAUGCACGAGAGGCAGUCUCGCAGCUGGUGAUGGCUGUGGUGCACUGCCAUCGUCGCGGUGUUGCACAUCGGGACAUCAAGUUGGAGAACGUGAUGGUUGCCAGUGUGACACCAUUCGUGAUCAAGCUCAUUGAUUUUGGUCAGGCAAUCAUGCAUGAUCAGCGGUCAGAGCAUAUGCGGAGCAUGGCCAAGACGCUGACCACAACUUCUGUGUACAAUCCGCCAGAGGUCAAGGCGAAAGCUCCUGAAGACUUGAGCUACGAUGCUUUUAAACUUGAUUGCUUUGCGGUUGGGGUGGUCCUCUAUGCGCUGUUGAUGAGUGCUUGGCCGCAAACAAAGGAGCCAGGCGACUUUGAGAAGCACCCCAAAUGGAAAAGCCUGUCAAGUCCAGUGCAAGAUCUCAUCAGGGGCUUGUUAGAACCUGAUCCGCUCAAGCGACUUUCUAUGGCUGAUGCGCUACAACAUCCAUGGCUCUGUCACAAGGGUAGUACGGCGACAAGGAGCUCGAAGACACCUACACCCAUGGAUAGAGAGACGGAGAUGCAAGUCCUGUUGUCGGCGCAAUCCUUGAACAAGGCAUUGCAAAGAGAGCGUGGUGCCAGUUGUUGGCUAAUCAGUGGCGCUGAUGCCGAGAAUCCCUGCAUUUGGUUUCGAAAGUCAACAGAUGCAAGCUUCGAGAACUUUGAGGAGAACUUGUCGCACUUGCAACUCGAAAACUCGAUGGUCGACAUUGCAAGCCAAAUCUUGAAACUCCGGGAGUUUACAGCUCGCCUACGCGGUCGCUGCAAUCGAAGAAAUGGUGAUGCCCCGGACAGUUUCCUGGAGGCCUUUGACGAAGUUUUCAGUGGCUACUGCAAGCUGAAUGAAGAGGUGAUCGAUUUGAUUGGCUCGCUGCUAGCUGGUUUCAGAGGCGACAAUCUCGUUGUUACGACCCCGGAGAUCAAAAUCAGGAUGUUGUUGCAUAUCGCAGAACAGCUCGGCCGUGAGCGCGGCUUUAUGUCCUUCCACAUAGGCCGUCCAGAGCUGAUCCGUUCGGUGAACGCGCAGCUGCGCUUUGCCAAGAUCCAGGGAUGCAGGCAAUAUUUGGUAGGCAGCUCAUCCCCAUACCUUCAGUGCGAAGUGGUUUCCACAGCAAAUGGACUUUUGCCUAGCUUGAGGCUGGCAGAUGAAGCAAUACUGAGUACCUCUGAGAUCCAAGCACUUGAACGGGCUGAGGAUUCCGUGAUGCAGGGCCAGAAGGACACCGCAGAGUGGUUCGCCUUUUUAACUGGGAUGAUCGACAAAGUACACCAGCAUGUGAGCAUGACGGUGGUGCUUUUCAUCCAAGAUUUGAGCACAACGCAAUCGUGGCAGGAGAACCACCAAAGUCCAUCAAUAUCUUCCGCUCCUUCUGAAUGUGGCCUACAAUCAACGCCCAGUGUUUUGGGCUCCAUGCGCGGAAGCCCUGGCAACUUGGGUGCGGGUCGAAUUGCCGGUUUGGAUGCCGACCGGCCAGCAAUGUCUGUAAGCCAAGCCAAACGAACAAUGUCCCCGACGGAGAAGUACGCAGCCCUGCUGCAGGCAGCCGCGAUCUUGCGCCGGGAGGAGGAGUAUAUUCCAGGUCUUCCUGACCUUGCAUCCACUAGCUUGGGUGGCUUUGCCAGUGUGGAGAGUAAUGGACGCACCAUGAGCACCAUGAGCAACAUGAGCGGUUUGGGUCCACCGUCCUUGCUGCUGCAGAAGGAGCAGACCCCGGUGAAAGUGAUGCCGCUGAGUACGCCUGAAGCAACACCGAUUCAUCCUGGCAUUUGGAGUCAGUGCCGUCAAGGCGGAGUACCAGGUGGCUAUCCCAUCUCGCCGCCGAACAUGGCCUUUUUCUCUGCGCCCCAAAUGUCUCAGAUGUCUCAGUGCCCGCAGGUGGACUUCAUGGUCCCCCCGCAGGGGCCCUCGGUGCCUCCAGUGCCGGGGCCGGUGCCUGGUGUGCCUGGUGUGCCUGGUGUGCCUGGUGUGCCU